Messenger RNA from Petromyzon marinus (sea lamprey), 5144 nucleotides. The record is from RefSeq and is a predicted model, not a curated record. Lineage: Eukaryota; Metazoa; Chordata; Hyperoartia; Petromyzontiformes; Petromyzontidae.
CCCUGCCCCUCUGCCCUGCCAACCAAACACUGCUUGGGGACGCGUCACCCCACCCCCCAUCAUAGCCUGCCGAGCUUGGGGAAGGAGGGGUUGCAGAGGAAGGACAUCGGCUACGUUCAUCACUGAGCUUGUGCGCUGCGAUUCAGACGGCCGAAGCAGAUUGCAGCAAAGCGGCAUCAGCGGCAGAGCAUGCGCCCGUGCGAUUAAGCGUCUCGCCGCGCUUAGACGCCGGUAGGUCUCUUCCACCACCGUUAGUCGCCUUCUUAUAUAUUUAAAAAAAUAUAUAUUAUAAUUAAGUUUUCCAUUAUAUUUUUGCCCGCCCCACCCGUGAGCUAUUUGGUUUGCAAUCUAUCAAACUCCCACUACUCUCAACUACCCGCAACAUUGUGAUUGUUGUUGUUAUUGUUGUUGUUAUUUCCUUGCUAGGGGGAGGGCGGCUGGGCGGGCGGUAUUGGGGAAGCUUCCCAAGCUAAUCGCGAUCUGCAAAUGCAAGGCUGCCUGCUGUUCGACCUGCCCGUGUCCAUCCCGCUGGGGAACGGCAUGUACAGCGGGGUCGACACUGAAAGCCCUGUCCGACGCUACGGAGGAGACCCAUCGCCUGCACACCUGCCCCCGCUGUCCAGCUACAUGGUUGGCCGCAACAAUAACAACGCGAGGCUCACGGAUCACAUGUUCUCCGGCAUGCCGCGGCCGGUGCACAUCCAGCCGCUGUACCAGGACGCGCAUGCCAAGCGCGGCCUGCUCGCCUCCGACCUCGGCAGCCUCGCCAAUGGCCUCAAGAGCCUCCAGAUGGAGCGGCCGGCGCUCGGCAGCUGCCUGCGGGCGGCGGCGGCGGCGGCGGCCACGCAGCACGACGCGGUGCCCGGGUCCCCGCGUCCGGACGACGGCUCCCCGAAGCCCCACUCGACGGCCAUGUCGCCCGAGCAGGCGAUGCGCAAGUACAUGCACAGACUGAGCAUGUUCGAGCACCAUGAGAUAUUCAACUACCACGAGGUGUACUUCGUGGGGCCCAGCGCCAAGAAGCGGCAGGCGACGCUGAGCGGCGUCAACAACAACGGCUUCGACGACGAGCAGGGCUCGUACAUCCACGUGCCGCACGACCACGUGGCCUACCGCUACGAGGUGCUGCGCGUCAUCGGCAAGGGCAGUUUCGGCCAGGUGGUGAAGGCCUACGACCACCGGACGCACCAGUACGUGGCGCUCAAGAUGGUGCGCAACGAGAAGCGCUUCCACCGGCAGGCGGCCGAGGAGAUCCGCAUCUUGGAGCACCUCAAGAAGCAGGACAAGGAAAACACCAUGAACGUCAUCCACAUGCUCGAGAGUUUCAACUUCCGCAACCACAUCUGCAUGACCUUCGAGCUGCUCAGCAUGAACCUCUACGAGCUCAUCAAGAAGAACAAGUUCCAAGGCUUCAGCCUGCAGGUGGUGCGCAAGUUUGCGCACUCCAUUCUACUGUGCCUCAACGCGCUGCACAAGAACCGCAUCAUCCACUGCGACCUUAAGCCCGAGAACAUCCUGCUCCGCCAGCAGGGACGCAGCGGCAUCAAGGUGAUCGACUUCGGCUCCAGCUGCUACGAGCACCAGCGGGUGUACACCUACAUCCAGUCGCGCUUCUACCGUGCACCCGAGGUGGUGCUGGGCGGCCGCUACGGCCUGCCCAUCGACAUGUGGAGCCUGGGCUGCAUCCUGGCCGAGCUGCUCACGGGCAGCCCGCUGCUGCCCGGCGAGGAUGAGGGCGACCAGCUGGCCUGCGCCAUGGAGCUGACGGGUUCCCCGCCGGCGCGUCUCCUCGAGCAGAGCAAGCGCGCGCGCCAGUUCUUCAGCUCGCUGGGCCACCCGCGCUACUGCACCGUCACCACGCUGCCCGGCGGCUCCGUCGUGCUCAACGGGGGACGCACGCGGCGCGGGAAGUUGCGCGGCCCCCCCUCCAGCCGCGACUGGACCACGGCCCUCAAGGGCUGCGAUGACCACCUCUUCAUAGACUUCCUCAAGAAGUGUCUGGACUGGGACCCAGCCACGCGCCUGACGCCCAGCCAGGCCCUCAAGCACCCCUGGCUGCGCCGGCGACCCCUGAACCCCACGGCGGCUGCCACGCCAAUGCCGGCGCCGGCCCUCACAGAGAAGACGGUCACCGUCAAGUACCUGCCCGUGGCCUCCUACGUGCAGACUGAGAUCGUGACCAAGCUCUUCCCCGAGACGCUCUCCCCAAACCGGCCCCGCAUCAAGAUCAUCCACUCGGAGGACGUGGAGGGCCUCAUGUACCCUCAGAGGACCUGCCUACCAAAGCUCAUCAGCUGAGGUGGCUGGCGCGCACACCCCGAGGAGAUGCUGAGAUAAAAAACAAAAUGGCCCAACCAAAAUGCGCUAGUGGCAUUCGUUCUUGGAGAAUCGAUUAUUGUUGUCCUCUCAUUGUCCACGUAAUAACCACUUGCCCGUGUACAUCUUGUUUCACUGAGGACUUAAAGCGCUGCCUAUCUGUGUUUAUGUAGCAUCUGCCAAGUUGUCGACCACAGGAUUACAGUAAGAGUCUUCUCAGCUGCAUAGUGAGUGGCCCUUACAGAGGUUUUUAAGUUCUACCUCAACUGCUUUUUUUCAGGUGUUAAAAACCUGCACUUUGCAUAAUCACUCAAGACCACAAGUUGCACGCAAGACUGUAAUAUUCACAUGACUGUGCUUCUGUUUUUUCAACAUCACCCAGUGCUGAAGAAGUACAGCUGCUUUUUUUUGGUUUUUUAAACAGAAAAAAAACAUUUAGGUGUAGAAAUUCACUGAAAUGCUGCUUCUGUUUUGGCAAUGCUACAAAGCAAAAACACAGAGGCGUAGAGAACACUGCACAACGUGCACCUGCUAAGCAAACGACAUCUCCGAGGAGAAACGUCGGCCAACUUCGUUCGCUGCGUCAUCACGCGGCAGGAUUCGCGUCAUUGAGAUUGCACAAUUAUACAGCGUAACAGUGAGCUGCUUUCCAUUCUACGGCAAGAAAAAGAGACGUGAGGGAACCGUUGACACCAUCGCUGGAACGGCAUGGGAAGGGAUUUGUUGGAAUUGGGUGUUUUUUUCCUUCUCUCCCCCGAGGUGUGAGAGAAUGGAGACAAAUUAUUGGCUAUUGGGGAUACUGCAUAUAUCGUAUCAUGAAGAAAUAACUUAUUAUUUUUAAGGCGUCAAAUCAACAACAACAACAAAAAGACGAGAAGUAAUCUGUUCAUAAACAAGGUGACUUGCUAACAAGUGGUUUUUGGCAACAUAUCAAAUAACCAUAAUUAACAGCUUUAGUUUGUGUCAUCUUUUUUUUUGUUGACUUUUAAAAUACAAGUUGUAAAAGAGACAGAAAAAAACACUUGAACCAUCUUAUUUUAAAAGGUGCAAUUUACUUAAGUAACGUGAGACGCAAAACAUGGGGGUUUGUUCCCCCUAAACGUUUCAUCAUUUGUUACUGUGCCUUGUUUUUAUUUGUUACAUAUGUGUGUACGUUUCUAGGGCGUUUAGACUAUUUAGUUUUAACGAUUGCACUGGAUUUUUUUAAUUCCAUUUUUUAUUUUCAAAAUGUAUACAAAAAUUAAUUUCAUGUUUUAUUUUUUUUGUUGUAAAAAUAGUAUUUCAAGAGGUUAGUCCUUGGUUAUAGUUUCUACAAAAUACAGACUGCAAUAUUUGGAAUAAAACAUAUAUUGACUCCUCUGAAAAUCAAUACAAUUUACAUUUCUCACACAAAUUACUUUUAAAUAAUGUAUUAAUGAUAUGAAAUAUACUUGAUAACAAAACCUUGAUUCUUUUAAAGUGUGAUGGUUAUUAAGGCAGUCAGGGUUUAAAUUUGUUACUCAUCUGUGAAAAAUAGCUUUAUAGCUCAUUGUAUUCCUCCAGUAUGAAUAAAGAUGCAGAUUUUUACAGUACUCAAAUAGUAAAAAAAAAAUACGAACAGCAAAAGAUUAAUGAAAGAAAAAUCCCAGAGGGAAACUGACUCUAAGUGUCCACUAAUUUACCAUGAAUUUACCAUUAAUAUAAGUGAAAACAAGUUACAUUAAUUAUUAUGUGCCCAUAACGUAAAAUCCAUCUCGGAACAUGGUAAAAGAUGAAAUAUGACUGGACGAUGCAAAUGUUAAUUAUGUCCAAAUGAACUAAAAUGAUGUUUUCACAGUAGCUUUGACAACAUUAAUUAGAGGUAGACCUGUAGAAGGUGAACAGAUUACAAGCUGUACGUUUUUGUAUUUAGACUCCAAGAAAUGGGUGCUUGCCCACUGUUCCCAAGAAAUGGUCUUAAUGCUUAAAUUAACCAAUUUUAAAGGUGCUCAUUGACUGGUACUUACAAUGGGACAGGCGGCUUAGAAACGCAACACAGUAAGUAAUUUUAAAAACACAUUGCUUGCUAAGUUUUGGUUCGUUAUUUUUGUUUUAUAUUCCAAUAUGGUGCACUUGAUUUGCCGAAUUGUAGUCGCUUCGCAUGUAAUAGAAAUAAGUCUGUGGCACAGAAUACACCACACGAACAUAUCUACUGAAGGUUGUUGUGUCGUGGGGCCAGACAUCGCACUCACAUGGAUUAACGUAAAAUAAUAGAAAUCAAUAAACUGAACGCUUUAUGCUAUGACACUAUAAACACCGGUAAGGAUAUCGUGCCAGUCUGGGUGCACCUCCACACAUCGGUGAGGGUGCUUUUUGUUUUUUUCUGCAUUGGAUUGUGUUAGCACCCACGUGCCCGUGCAUGUUUGUACCGAGAGGGCCUUUUGAAAAAAAAAGGGUGAAAUAGGCAAAAAUAAACUCAACGAAAUCGCCAAGGUCACACUGGCUCGAGCCAGUUUGAAACCUUCGACCACAACGCAUUAUCUAAACAAUGCAGUUACUUUUGUUUUGAAGAAGAAAAAACAUGUCUUUUUACUGUGUGUGUGUACAUACACCUACGUCGAUUGUGUACAGUGAAAUUAUAUGUUUCACGAUUGCAUCUUUCUGUGAAUAUGCCGAUUGAUUUACAAACGCAAGCCUCGAAUGGUGCUUGGUUGCACUGUGUAACGUAGCUGUUCAUUCGUGUCUGGCGUACUCCACCAGACUAAUUUUUUUAGCCUGAUUUUGAAGGCUUAUUGUACAGGUCCACAGUAGUUUGUUCAAGAAAUGGUGUGUUUUAAAUGUUUUUAACAAAUAAAUAGAUUGCACCAGCA